CACCAAUCAAUUCAACCACUACUCCGUUGCUCUCAAAGGAGAGGGGACGCGCUUCUGAACCUGAGGCAACAAGGUCCAAAGGAGCAACACUUGAGUGCGUCUUUCUCUCAACAGGGAAGAAAUCCGCUCAACUUUCCUCCAAGUGAACUUUUCUCGUGUUGAAGAUGUUCAACGAAGAUGCUUUAUACUUAGACCGCUCCUGCCUACGCGAAGCCGCUUCCUCAUAGACUUAACAUCGCUUUUUUUUUUUCCUCCUUUCCGUGCUGACCAAGACCUAACCCGAUUUGCAGCUGGUGAGAAUAUGUGCGAGAGGCGAUCGUCGGAGGGCAUGGGCUGUCUUUGGUCCCCCAAGGAGAAGCAGCGUGGAUUUAACACGAAUUAAUGUGGAAUUUAUCGGAGCCCAAAGGUGGAACGACGACCGGACACAGCGCUUCCUCGUCAGGGACUGACUGAUCAUGGUCGCCGUGGUCCGCUCUCUCAUGGUACUGCUGCUCGCUCAGGUGUUGCUGGAAGGUGCUACGGGACUUAUCCCCGAGGUCGGCCGGAGGAAGUACAGCGAAUCCGGGAAGCAGACCCCACAGCAGUCGGAGAGCUUCCUCAACGAGUUUGAGCUCCGGCUUCUAAAUAUGUUUGGACUGAGGCGCAGGCCGACCCCGAGCAAGCAAGCAGUGGUGCCGCAGUACAUGGUGGACCUUUACCGCAUGCACUCUGCUAACGGAGACCACAGCACUAAACGGCCCAAGAGCAUGGGGAAGCACGCAGAGAGAGCCGCCAGCAGGGCCAACACGAUUAGAAGCUUUCACCAUGAAGAGUCUUUGGAGGCCUUGGCCAGGCUGAAAGGUACAACAACCCAGCAGUUCCACUUUAACCUCACCUCCAUCCCUGACGAGGAGCUCAUCACGUCUGCAGAGCUUCGAAUCUACAGGGACCAGGUCAUGGGAGCUGCAAACCCCCAAAACAGCAGCAGCAGUAAAUAUGCUCCUGCUGGUGGCAUCCAUCGCAUUAACAUUUAUGAGAUAUUUGGAAAUCCUGCCACUCAUGGUAAGGAACCUUUGGCACGUCUGCUGGACACUCGGCUAGUGCAGGACUCUUUGAGCCGCUGGGAGAGCUUUGACGUCACUGCUGUGUCUAAGUGGACCUCUGGGCAAGGACACAACCAUGGCUUCAUGGUGGAGGUGCUUCAUCCUGAGGAAGGGGAGAGGGAUGGGGAGCAUGCUCACAGACGUAGUAAACACAUCAGAGUUAGCCGGUCCCUGCAUGAGGACCAGGACUCGUGGCCUCAGGCUCGGCCUUUGCUGGUGACAUAUGGACAUGAUGGCCGCGGGGACUCCGUACUCCACACACGAGAAAAACGGCAGGUGGCACUCCGCAAACAACGCAGGAAGCACCAGCACAAGGCCAGCUGCAAGAGGCAUGCCCUAUAUGUGGACUUUAGUGAUGUGGGGUGGAAUGAGUGGAUAGUUGCUCCUCCUGGCUACCACGCCUUUUAUUGCCAUGGGGAAUGUCCUUUUCCCCUCGCAGAUCACCUCAAUUCUACCAAUCAUGCCAUUGUGCAAACGCUGGUCAACUCGGUCAACUCGAACAUCCCCAGAGCCUGUUGUGUGCCCACAGACCUCAGCCCCAUCUCCCUGCUCUACCUGGAUGAAUACGAGAAGGUCAUCCUAAAAAAUUACCAGGAUAUGGUGGUGGAGGGAUGCGGCUGCCGGUGAGAAACUGACAGGCAAGAGAGACUGAAAGAGACAUUAGAGGUUAUACACCCAGUUUCCCAAUGAAGACGUUUAUUUAUAUAAAAGAAAGACAAAACUAUAUAUGAAUAUAUUUAUGUCUACAUAAAGUUGGGAAAAUAAAUAUAUUAAUCAGAGGAAUAUUCCUUUUACUGGUUUUGAAAAUGUAUUUCUGAUGUACAUUUCCAAAUGGGUGCAAUACCACAUGAAGUAUAAUGCUCAGAUUUUUAUUUUGUAUUUAUUUCUAUU
This is a messenger RNA of Notolabrus celidotus (New Zealand spotty), 1973 nucleotides long. It is a transcript of the gene bmp2b, whose product is annotated as bone morphogenetic protein 2b. NCBI's taxonomy places the organism in Eukaryota, Metazoa, Chordata, Actinopteri, Labriformes, Labridae. Gene Ontology annotation, molecular function: cytokine activity; BMP receptor binding; growth factor activity. Gene Ontology annotation, biological process: SMAD protein signal transduction; negative regulation of transcription by RNA polymerase II; BMP signaling pathway. Gene Ontology annotation, cellular component: extracellular region. The record is from RefSeq and is a predicted model, not a curated record.